AUGUCGGUGGCCCUUCGCCGAAACUGGGGUGGACUACUUCGGGCCACCUUGGGUGAGACGAAAACGUCGACAGAGAAACGAUGCGAAUGUCUGAUGGCCUGCCUGCAGUCGCGAGCUUUGCAUAUAGAGACCGUACACAGUAUGUCGACCGACUCCGUUCUUAUGGCCUGGCAGAGAUUCGUGGGUAGACGAAGUAAUCCAUCGAAUGUGUUCUCCGACAACGGGUCCAAUUUCGUCGGUGCACAGAAGGAGUUGAGCGACUGGUUGAUGCGGUUAGAUAAACGCGCCCUGCAAGACCGACUGUCGCCAUCUGAAUCGAUCGGUACGAAAAAUAUUGACAGAAUUAUGUGA
Echinostoma caproni is the source of this 351-nucleotide messenger RNA. NCBI's taxonomy places the organism in Eukaryota, Metazoa, Platyhelminthes, Trematoda, Plagiorchiida, Echinostomatidae. The record is from the annotation of a GenBank genome assembly.